Molecule: messenger RNA, 962 nt
Organism: Elaeis guineensis (African oil palm)
Lineage: Eukaryota; Viridiplantae; Streptophyta; Magnoliopsida; Arecales; Arecaceae
Product: pectinesterase inhibitor 3-like
Biological process (GO): negative regulation of catalytic activity
Molecular function (GO): enzyme inhibitor activity
Source: RefSeq, a predicted model, not a curated record
AUCUUUCGACCUCCCGUUCCUACCGAUCCGUGGUUCGCACCCUUCUUAUAGGAGGACCUUGUGCAACACUGCAACGAACUAAAGAAGAUCCCCGAUACUAUUUAACCCCCCUUCCCUCAAUCCCAAACAUCAAAUUAAUCCACAAUAUUCCCAAGGAUUCAACAAAAAUCAUCGUAGAAAAUGGCUGCAAAGUUGUGCAUCCUCCUCCUCUCCUUUGUAUUUGCGACCACCAACUCAUUAGCGUCAUCUCCAACGGCAUCGACCUCCACGAAGACAUCGAGCUCCAAAGACUUAAUCCGUUCAUAUUGUGAGGAUGCCGUAUUUCCAAGGUUAUGCAACAAGGUCUUCAGGAAGCAUGCCGAGAUCAUCCACCCAAAUGGGACAAACGAGCUGACCCAGCUCGCCACCGUCGUCACCGUCAACCGCCUCCGUGGCCUCUCCAAACGUGUCGCCGUCCUCGCUCGCGAUGCCACCGAGCCGAAGGAUGCCAAAGCCUUGAAGGCUUGCAAGGCGGCACUAAGCGACGCGGCCAAGGAGGCACGGCGAUCGGCGUCCGAGUUGUCCGAGGUGAAUGCUACGACGGAGAAGGCGCAGGCGGAGAAACGGGCGGCGAAGGCGCAGGCGUACAUGAGCGAUGCAAUGAUGAACGAGGACUUGUGCGCCGACCAGUUGGAUGGGAUGGCGGAUGGACCGGUGAAGACCGACGUGAGCCGUCGGGUGCGCCAGGUCAAGCAACUCACCGCCAAUUCUCUCUCCCUUAUUCACGGCGUCGCCACGGCCAACUGAUCUCCAUCCUUGCAUGCUGUUGGAUUAUUUAUGAAGGGUUGCUUCUUGGUUCUAUCAUUGGCUAAUCAUGUGAAGUUUGAUACCCAAAAAAAUACAUAAAUUUAUAAUGUAUUAUGCAUUUGUUAACUGUAUAUGAUAUUAUUUCAUCACAAUGAUACUACUUUAGUCUUGCAAUG